ACGUACAUACGAUUUGAUUUGAAUAUUAUAGGUCAACCAUUAACAAAAUCUAUAUGGGGCUAAGGUGUCAUAUGAAAAGGAAUAAUACAAACGGGUUGGUGUGGUGGGUUAGAAGAAUGUUCAUAACCACCUCAACUACACACUAAUCUGGUAUUUAUGGUUUAAGCCGAGCUAAACCAUACAUAAGCCACAUACAUAAACUGCAACCACCACCACCACCACUCCACAAGAGAGGUUCACCAAACUUGAUCCGACCUUUAUUACCGAUUUGCCCUCUUGAAACUUAGGCUAAGUAACAUGUAUAAAUAUACAAAUGCAUUGGAGGGAGUUUUGUAGUAGUCUUCGAAAGCAUUCCAACAUGUCUUGCAAAGGAGAGAUUGUGGUUGGUGUGGAGGAAGGAUUGUUUCUUUUGCCUUCAAACUUAUUCAAUGAACUCUUUCUUGAUUGUAUCGGUCCAUUCCCACAGAGUAAUAGAGGAGAUAGCUACCAAUAUCGGAAGCCAAGAAUGUGGGACACGUUGAACCAGUACGGUUCCAUGGACGACAGGUCAAGAAAGUGUGCAGGUGCAUCGCAAGUUAAGCCACGAGGCACUGGAGUGUUUCUUCCUGAGAGGCCGGUGAGUAACUCAGAAGAGAAGAGACUCACGAAGAAGCCAUGCCCUCUCACCUCCUCUCAUUCUAGACAAGUCUUUCUUCCCAAGGAAUGGGCUUAUUAGCUAGUAAUUAACAAUAAAUUACUUUGUGUAUACUAUACAACGCUCUUAAACAAAUAAGUUUGUACUGUCCUUCUCUAGAGUAGGCACCUGUAAAAUAGUAUUGGGUAUGGUUCCUCAAUAAUGCUUGCUUUCUCCCCUC
This is a messenger RNA of Capsella rubella, 854 nucleotides long. RefSeq lists its product as uncharacterized. Bases 314 to 715 code for a protein of 133 amino acids. Lineage: Eukaryota; Viridiplantae; Streptophyta; Magnoliopsida; Brassicales; Brassicaceae. The record is from RefSeq and is a predicted model, not a curated record. The transcript is spliced from 2 exons.